UGCGCAUUGAGGGAUGUCCAGCUCCUCAUCUGCUCUCUCCACAGCAUCAGCACCAGACGCCGCGUGAGAAACAAACCCAGUCGCAUCCCCGCCGAGCGCAAGGCUGCGUGCGGCUCAUUCAAUCUGGAGCGUCAGAUGGUCGGGUUGGCCGGAGCGCGAGAUGCUCUGCCUCUUUGUCCCCCUCUACACCCGGACCGUGCAAGUUAACCCUGGAAGGGGCCAUUAAUAGUUUAGGGACCCUUGAACGAGCGAUUCACAGAGCCCGAGAAGACACAUUUCAGCUUCACUGACGGGCCAUUUACCGAACGAGCGACUGGAUUACUGGAUGAUUUUAGCGUUCCGGUGGAUUUCGUAGACGAACGCGCAUUGAAAGCGAAUUAUUAAAUGUGUUAAUUCGGAUUCUUGCGAGGGAGGAGCGAGCGUAAACAACACUGGAUUGCUUUGUUUGUCAUACACGGACCCGUGGAAGAGCAAAUCGAGAUGUCUUUCGUUGCCGGAUUUGGAGAUAUCUUAUAAUAACGCGUCCCGUUAUUUCUCGAGCCCCUCCGCGCGCUGCUUUCUUCCUUCUCUGUAACUUAGGGAAGUGUUUUCCCGUCUUGCUUUCACCUGCUUGACUUUGUAUCAUACGUUCACGUUACUUUUCUAACAAAUACGUGCAUGCACUCGGAUAGUUUUCUUCUUCGGUGCGCUUUUACGCGAAGGGCGUGUUUGAAUCGGUUUUGGAGUGAAGAAAGACCCUUGUAAACGCUCGUUCACUUAUUGCCCGGGUAUCUGGGCAUCGUUUGUGUGGAGUUACAGCGACCCACGUGGAAACACGGACUCUACGGAGGACAAGAUGAGCUGUUGCAGUGGUAGAUGUACGCUGGCCUUUAUAUGUGGCAUGCAGCUGAUCAGCAUCUUGGAACGACAGAUAUUUGAUUUCCUCGGAUAUCAGUGGGCUCCAAUACUCACAAACUUCAUCCACAUCAUUACAGUGAUCCUCGGCCUCUUUGGGACCGUACAGUUCAGACCACGAUAUGUGACCGGGUAUGCAGUGUGGUUGGUGCUGUGGAUCGCCUGGAAUGUCUUUAUCAUCUGCUUCUAUCUGGAAGUGGGUGACCUUUCAAAGGACACAGACCUGAUUAUGACCUUUAAUAUCUCCAUGCAUCGCUCCUGGUGGAUGGAGAACGGCCCAGGGUGCAGGGUGACCCCUGUGACUCCUCCUCCUUCUUGGGCCCCGGAGGACCAUCGCUACAUCAGCAUCGCCGGCUGUCUGCUGGAGUACCAGUAUGUGGAGGUGGCUCAAAGCUCCUUACAGAUCAUCCUGGCUCUGGCUGGGUUCAUCUAUGCCUGUUACGUUGUGAAACUCAUUUCAGAAGAGGAAGACAGCUUUGACUUUAUAGGAGGGUUCGAUUCAUACGGCUACCAAGGACCACAGAAGACAUCACAUUUGCAACUACAACCAAUGUACAUGUCAAAGUGAGAGGAUAUCUGCCUUAUCAACCAAUCAAAACGAAGAACUGAUGUUCGUCUUUCUACGUAAAUGUCUUAACAUGAUAGUGUCUUACGAACUGUCGGAGGAACACAGAACCGACGUUUAACCUCAAAAACUAAUGCAACCUAGUGGAUUUUCUUUGUCUAUGCCCAGCCCUUCCUCUCUCUCUCUCUCUCUCGGUCUCUCUCAGCACCCGAGCAUCGCUGCAGAGAUCCAGGAGGUACGAGAGAGCCACCCUGUGGCCAAGCUCCCUCAGCAGACUCUCGCUUCAUUGCAACCAUGAACAAUACAGAGCGGUGCUGAGCAAAUGAGCAGAUUGUGUUGAUCUCUGCGGAUGCCAGAAGACAGAAAUUACAAAGACUUGGAAUCGUGCAAUGGACCGGGUGGAUCCAAGCAGGACAAAAACCAUCCGCACUUAAAGAAUGUUCAUUAACCAGUCAGUAUGAUAUUAGUUAACUGAUGUAGUUUUACAAUCUUCAAAUGUUGACUGGGGUAAAUUGUCGUGGUCGUGUUUACAAAGGGUUAUUCUAGCAGUCACGGUUUUCUUACCCGAUUAGUUUUUCUUCUCCUGGAUGUACGUGUGCGUUGAAAGUGCCAAGACGAGUUACAAAAAAACGAAUAAAGAUAACAGUAGCUGCUAAGAGAUUCAUAUUUUUUGGAGUUAAAGGAUGAUUUUAUCAGAUCAACGUCAACACAGGAUGAACCGUACUUGUUUGCAUGGGGUGUCAAAGUCUGUUGCGUAUUUAAUAUAUUUCAGCUAGAAAUAGGCCGACCUUGGAAGAGGUAGCAGUUGGCCGUCAAGCGACUGUCCUUGCUCCAAAAGGUUGUUUGUGAAUAUCGUGUUUUUUAAGAUGGUGUUGAGUCCUGUUAUCGAGAUACCGAAUAGAAUACAGUCGUAACUUCUUUCUAUUUUAAGCCUUUUUUUAACGUGUGCCACUGUUCACUAUUUUCUAGUAGACUAAUAAUUUAUUAUGCCAUGUAGGUGGGCAUUUUUCAAGUUAAAUGUAAAAUAUUUGGAGGGGGUGGGAAUAGAGAGAAAGUCAAUAUGGGUUGGAACUUUUUGUUUUGUGUCAUACCAAGAAGGUGAAAACCAGUUUCAAAUGCAAGUUUCAAAUUGGUGCCCGGAUUUCGUGCGAGAGCUCUGUUCAUGUUCCCCUUUAAAAAAAAAGCUAUUCGGGGAUUUCCACUCUUUGAUUAAGCUAUACUGUAUGGCAACCUCCUGAAUAUCACGAAACAAUUGUGAGCCUGGACCACAAAAAUUAGUUAUAAGUCGCAUGGGUAUAUUUGAAGAGUUUGGUUCCAAAACAAGAUAAAUCCAUUGCGACUAAUUUCAAUAAAAAUGUGUUUUCUAUACCAAGAAAGUGACAAGAUGAAAACCACUAUUUUCUGUUACAAACUUUCACAUAGCAUCUUUAGGUUAUAAUAACAUUAAAAAUUCAAAUCCGUAAUUUGAUUAUCAAAGAUUUAUUAUAAAAACUGAUUAUUUUGUUCCACAAAAUGCAAUAAAUCUAUUGAAUUCAUAUAUAAAUGUGCAUUCAUCUUUGCCAUGUUAUAUUCAUUAGUUGAUUAGUGGUAUACACUGAUUAAAAAUAGCCUAAACAUUAAUGGCAUUAAUCGAAACACUUACUUUGGUCCUGCUUGAUUUUUGUUGGCUUGGCGUAAAAUAAUGGAAAGUUUUUCAUAAGAUCCCCUGGGUUCAAUGUGUUAGCAUGACAGAAGUGUGAUGCUGUCGGGAGAACAAGCAAUCGGAAUUUUUCCGUCUCCCGAGUGCCUCUCACGUAAAUUAUUAGAUUUUGAUUCUUUCCCAUCACAGAAAACCACCACAGGUUUAUUAAUGCCAUCAAAGUAUUAUUUUGUUGUUGUUGUUUUUUUUCUUUUGUUGAUCACGAAGUACAAAGUAGGUGAGGAAAACUAAGAUUCUGUGUAUUCAACGCGCCGCCAUUAUUGUUUACAAUGUGUGGAAUAGUGCGCUGUGAUUUGUUGAUCGGAUUUAUUGCAUUCUGCAGGGAAGGAGGAGUGGCGCUUAUUGCAUUUUGGGGGAAAAGGGAGAAAAGAUGACAGAAUAACACGGCGGAUAUUGGAUUUUGUAUAAAAUUAAGAAUUUACUUUUAAAUACUGACCUGAUACAAUACAAAUUUUGGCGGUAACUAUUUUUUUUUUAAAUGGCGUUUAUCGCGUUUUGGAACCAAACUUUUAAUUUGUAGCAAUCGUCAACAAUACAUUGUAUGGGUCAAAAUUAUUGAUUUUUUAAUAACAAAAAUAAUUAGCAUAUUAAAUAACAGUCCCUCCAGAAAAACGCGAUUAUGCGAUCGCAUGAUUCAAGUCCCCAUAUUUAUGCGAGGACAGCAUUUUUUCAAAUGUGCCGCACUUUCGCUGCAUAAAUUGCAGAUUUUCACGUGCGGGUUUUGCAUGAUUUCAUAAUCAAUAAUCGUAGCAAAAAUCACAUAUAUCUUAGCAGAAAGUUGAAAAAUGUUGCAUUUACUUCAAAUGAGCACAGCCAUGUCCCCUGUUGCCAUGGGAACAUUAUGAAGUGGCAUAAUUACGCGACCGCAGUUUUUGCAAGUUCCCGCCAUUUCAUCGCAUAAAAUUGCAUAAAUUUCUCGCAUAUUCCAUCCCAUUUUUUAAGAAAACAAGUUCAAGGAUUUUUGAUGUAUGUAUCAUUAGUAAUAUGUGUUGCUAAAGACUUAAUUUGGACAAUUUUAAAGGCAAUUUUCUCAAUAUUUUGAUUUUUUUUUUUUUGCACCCUCAAACAAAUAUUGUCCUUUCCUAACAAACCAUACACUAACGGAAAGCUUAUUUAUGAUGGAUAAAUCCCAGAUAAAAAAAUGAUCCUUAUGAAUGGUGUUGUGGUCCAGGGUCACAAUUUCCUUUUAUACCCCACUUUCAAUCGUCUAGAAUAUUUCGCAUAUAGCCCCCGGAUGAUGAAUCUAAGUUUAAAAUGUCUUUAUUUUGGUCAAACUGCCAUGCCAUAGCUAAAUAACACAUUUUGCAUUGCCCUACAGGUAAAUGGAUGAUGAAAUAUGUAUUUUACCUUUUCUCGUAAACUGAUUCCUUUAUGUGUGCAGAAACUGUCGGGUCAGGUUAUAUAUUCAAAUUCCCAGAGAGAAAGUGCCUAAACAACAUCCUGUUAACAUUGCAAUAAAUGGCAAUCUGCUCUGAUUCAGAAUGGCUGAAUAUAAACAGAGGGUCUAACUGGGCUGUGUUUAAUUGAUCCCCAUGUGAACUGCACUGGCAACGCUUAAUGGCUCUGAUAAUUAAUAAAAAAUAUUUUAGCCGCACUGCUCUCCAGACCUGGCAGGCAAAUAAUUCCCUAUGGUCCUUUACAAGUUAUUUGUGAUUCUGUUUCAGUAUGAAGCGAUUUGUUCAUAUGGUUAAUGGAACAGAAUAAUAAAACCAUGAAAGUAAAUCUACUGUAUGGGUCUCAAAAAAACUUUUGCAUUUCGGCAUUUUAUUAAUGAUAACAUCAUGAAUAAUAAUAAAACAAUCUAACCUAAUGAGAUUCACUAAUGGGAUUAAUAAGGGAUUGGGAAAACCUCAAUGCUAAACUACAAUUCAGAUGCAUUACAGUAAUGAGAGACUGGGGAAAUGUGCUGUUAUGAAAAUAAUGUUGUCCUACUGUAAUGUAUCCUAAAAUAUAUUGAAUGUUCUGGUAACACUUUACAAUAAACAAUAAACUAACAAUGAGCAAUAUAGUGUUUCAGCAUUUAUUUAUCUUUGUUAAUCUUAGUUAGUGCCUAUACAAUUGUUUAUGUUAGUUCAUUGUGCAUUAACUAUAUUGCAAUUUUUAACAAAGAUUAAUAAAUGUUGUGGUAUUGUUCAAUGUUGUGUUAACAAAUACAACCUUAUUGUAAAGUGUUAACAGUUUUCUUUAUGCUAAAUUGAUUUUCUUUAUAUGUUUUCUUUUAAUUUGUGAUCUGAACUGCUUUAUUCUGUUUGCAUAAAUUCCUGAAAGAUUGCAGAUGUUACAUUCGCCUGGCUGGUGUACAAAUGACUUUUAAGAUGUGUGUGUAUAUACAUUUUGAUUGAUUUAAACAUGGUGCUUAAUUAGACUUAACAUAUUGAAUAAAAAAGUAAAGUUAAAGCAAAUGUUACCAUUCUUUAACUUGCAAGGAACAGUCUAAGCUUACGUGCAUUAAAAACAUGUAAAACAAGCCCUGAUAGUCACACCUACUAUAAGCUGUGGUAAGUGUCACAUCUGAUUAUCAUAAUUAUUGAGCUGAAAGAAGCCUGAAUGAUAAUGAAUAUGCUACAAGUUCAGGAAUUCUUGCAUGAUGCCUCGACCCGGGCCAGGAGUAUACAGUGUGUGAUUUCACCAUGACAAUGCUCUGACCAAAACUGUAAAUAAAAAAUUGAUU
Paramisgurnus dabryanus is the source of this 5829-nucleotide messenger RNA. RefSeq names its product sodium/potassium transporting ATPase interacting 2 (gene nkain2). Gene Ontology annotation, biological process: regulation of sodium ion transport. NCBI's taxonomy places the organism in Eukaryota, Metazoa, Chordata, Actinopteri, Cypriniformes, Cobitidae. The record is from RefSeq and is a predicted model, not a curated record.